Dioszegia hungarica is the source of this 1626-nucleotide messenger RNA. RefSeq lists its product as uncharacterized. Lineage: Eukaryota; Fungi; Basidiomycota; Tremellomycetes; Tremellales; Bulleribasidiaceae. Gene Ontology annotation, cellular component: nucleus. The coding region runs from base 1 to 1626 and encodes 541 amino acids. Gene Ontology annotation, molecular function: damaged DNA binding; DNA-directed DNA polymerase activity. The record is from RefSeq and is a predicted model, not a curated record. Gene Ontology annotation, biological process: error-prone translesion synthesis. The transcript has 14 exons.
AUGUCAGAGGUGGACGCCAAAGAGAAGCGCAAGCGCGACUUUGAGCGCAGUCUAGCGGGUCCUAGCGUGGGCAAGGCAGGUCUCGUGCGAGAUCAGACGGAAAUCAACCGAAUCAUCGCCGAAGCCUCCAAGGUGCGGAAAGAUGAGGAGCUCACAGAGAAGAUCACCUGGUUUCGCAACAAGCGAGACAGCCUGAUGCAGGAUGCCUCGCGCGAAAAGCUCGAGACAGAUGCGGAUCGCAUAUUACUCGAAGUAGAGUCCACGAGAGACCUGACCCAGACCAUUAUUCACGUCGAUAUGGACGCAUUUUACGCAUCGGUAGAGGUGUUGAUGGACCCUUCGCUCAAAGGCAAACCGUUUGGUUACGAAGCACGCAAGUUUGGGUGCCGCUCUGGAAUGGCUGGUUUUAUCGCCAAGAAGCUCUGUCCUCACAUCAUCCUUGUUCCUCUCAAUUUUGAUCGCUACAUUGCCGCGAGCAAAUCCGUCCGCGAGGUGCUGCUCCAGUACGACGAGAACCUAAUGAUGGCCAGUCUCGACGAGGGAUAUCUCAAUAUCACCGGGUAUAUGGCAGCCCAUGAUAUGGCGGCGGUCGAUGUCGUCUCGCAGCUUCGAGCACAGGUCGAGGAAAAGACGCAGCUCACGAUCUCCGCUGGGAUCGCACCAAAUCGGAUGCUCGCCAAGAUUUGCUCGGACAAGAACAAGCCUAAUGGGCAGUUUCUCUUGGAUUUUGACCGCAACGUCAUCACAAGGUUCAUGCGGGAUUUGCCCGUGCGCAAGAUACCAGGCUUUGGGCGAGUAACGGAGCGCUGCCUGGAGGGUCUAGGUGUGGAGCUGAUGCAGACCUGCGGCGAUAUCUACACGCACCGAGCCGAGCUCCUGGUGAUGGAUCAUUGGUUCAACUUUCGGAACCUCAGCAAAGCAUACCUUGGGAUUGCAGACAACAAGGUUGCGCCAGGGAAGCGAGAGGAGCGGAAGAGCGUCGGUGUUGAGCGGACUUUCCGAGACAAGACCGACAACGAGGAGAUUCUCGCCGAGCUGGCCAAUAUUGCCGAGGAACUGGAAAAGGAUAUGACUACCCUGCAGUAUGCUGGCAAGACUGUUACUGUCAAGUACAAGCUUCACACCUAUGUCAACAAAACUCGAGCUCAGUCGGUCAAGCGAUACAUUUCGACUUCAGCCGAGAUUCUUCCUAUCGCCCAGGAGCUCCUGCGCAGAGAAUUGCCCUUGCGUAUUCGCCUACUCGGGAUACGCAUGUCAACAUUGAAGGAUCUUACCGUUCCCGAGAGCGACGGUAUACAAAAGUUUUUCGCAAAGACGUCGGCAAAAACUCGAGAACCAACGCCCGAGCCUAUCGAUCUUUCCCUCGAGGACGACGACGACGAGCUGGAGGAAGGCGACUUUGUACCCCCUGUCACCAAAGAUCACCUUCUCGGACCGGUCUGCCCAAUCUGCGGCAAAGCCCUCGGGCCCGGGACGUCCAAUCAGGACCUCAACGAGCACAUAGACUGGUGUCUGAAUAAGGACGCUAUUGGCGAGGCGAAAAAGCGGACACCAAAGAAGCCAAAGAAGGACCCAGACAAGAAGGAGCCAAAGGGGAGUAUGAUGGCGUGGCUGAAGGGGAAGUAG